Messenger RNA from Strongylus vulgaris, 329 nucleotides. The record is from the annotation of a GenBank genome assembly. Lineage: Eukaryota; Metazoa; Nematoda; Chromadorea; Rhabditida; Strongylidae.
UCCAGACCGAGGACAACUCACAUGUGGUCGCUGUGGCUCGUUUCGCUCAAGCACUACUGGUAAAGAUCCAAUCAAUCAAUGAACACAGCUUUAACAACUUCGAUCUACGCAUAGGGAUUAAUGUUGGUCCGGUGGUUGCUGGUGUCAUUGGGCUCAUGAAACCACACUACGACAUCUGGGGUAAUUCAGUAAACGUGGCUAGUCGCAUGGAUUCUUCUGGAGUACCUGGGAAAAUUCAGGUAAAUAGAAACCCUAGGUAUCUUCACUCCCACCUUCUUGAUACCCAAACUUUAAAAAAAAACUGCCACACUUUGGAAUUCUUUGUUUGA